UUGUGUUGUAUUGUUAACGUUUCUUUGUCCCAGAUGGAUUUUAAUGAUGUUAUUGAAGAGGAAAUAAGGAAACAAAUAUCUCCUCUUUGGGCGAAAUAUUCUGAUAUGGAAGCCAAAAAUUUGGAAAACCAGAAAACUAUAGGUGAACUGCAAAAGCAAAUUCUUGACCUAAAACAGGAGAAUGAUUUAAAGACUUCUGAACUUUACAAGACCAGUCAGUGGCUCCAUCAGCUGAUGACAACAACCUGGGAAGGAAAUGAGUCAUCUCUAGACAUCUGCCGUUAUAUAACCCAUCAAUGUCCUUCCAAACCCAGACAAGAUAGACAGACAAGCCACUAUGUUGCCUUCAGUGCCUACAUUGACAACCUGGGUGGAAAUAAUCAUGUGGGGAACACGCUUCUAUACAACAAUGUUCUUGGUAACUAUGGAAACGCCUAUAACAGCAGUAGUGGAAUUUUUACAGCACCAACAGACGGUAUCUAUGCCUUUCUCUGGGUCACUGCUGUUCGACAUGACAGCUGGUGCAGUACCAGGAUGUUAAAAAAUGGCUUCAUCUUAAGUAUGACUUCCUCUAAUGCCAAGGCAACUGGUUCCAAUUCUAUUGAGAGUGGUUCAGGAACCGGUUUUCUCAUAACAUACAUGAACCACGGUGACACUGCCUUUGUGGAAAUGAACAAUCCCCAUAGUGAAACAUGUAAUAUUGUCAGCAAUGCCAAGGCACUAACCACCUUCUCUGGGUGGCAGAUUACUAGAAUUUGACUUCUUAUGCUGUCACACAUCUAUACCUCUACUCAAUAAACU
Molecule: messenger RNA, 801 nt
Organism: Saccostrea echinata
Lineage: Eukaryota; Metazoa; Mollusca; Bivalvia; Ostreida; Ostreidae
Exons: 2
Coding region: 34-759 (241 amino acids)
Molecular function (GO): protein binding
Source: RefSeq, a predicted model, not a curated record